GUGACGGGUGUGGUGGGCCGCGCGGAGACGCUGUCCUCUCUCUUCUUCCUGGGGGCGCUAGUGGCGUACUCAGGGGCGACGGCGCGGCAAGUGCGGGGUCCCCGAGGGGCGAGAGUGGCCACAGACUGGCGCCUCCUGCUGCUGGCCAUGAUCCUGGCCACCACCGCCAUGCUCUGUAAGGAACAAGGCAUCACCGUUAUCGCCAUCUGCGCCGUGUACGAGCUCUUCAUCGUUCAGAAGGUGCGAGGAUGGGAGCUGAUUCAGUUUGGGGAGGGGGUGGUCUCCGGGAAGGGGUCAGUGCCCCCCUGGCUGGCAGACAUGGCCCCUCGAGUCUUCGUGCUGGUCGCCACAACGCUGGGCCUCAUGUUGGCCAGAGUCCACGUGAUGGGGGCCCAGCUACCUGUCUUCACCAGGUUCGACAACCCGGCCAGCGUAGCACCGACCCCCACGAGACAACUUAGCUACAACUAUCUUCUGAGCGUCAACACGGGCCUGCUCCUCCUGCCCUCCUGCCUCUGUUGUGACUGGACCAUGGGCACCAUCCCCCUCGUUGACUCCUUCACCGACCUCAGGAACCUGGGGACGCUGGCGGUGUUUGCUGCCCUCACCAAGCUCUCCUACCACGCCCUCUUCGUCGCUCACCGCCAUCACGCCCAGGUCAUCAUCAUGGCACUGGCGUUCGUGGUGCUGCCCUUCCUGCCGGCGACAAACCUCUUCUUCCCCGUCGGGUUCGUGGUGGCGGAGCGGGUACUGUACAUGCCUUCCAUGGGCUUCUGUAUGAUGGUAGCUCACGGCUUCACCAACCUCCUCGACAGAGUACAACAGAAGAAGUACGUGUGGCUGGCGCUGCUGGGGCUCCUGGCCGUCCACGCUGUCAAGACACACGUCCGCAACGCUGACUGGAAGGAUGAGUACACCAUCUUCACCGCUGGCCUCAAGGUGAACCAGAGGAACGCCAAGCUCUUCAACAACGUAGGCCACGCGCUUGAGUCCCAGGGGCGCUUCGCUGAGGCCCUCAAGUACUUCCAGGCCGCCGUCACCGUACAGGAGGACGAUAUUGGGGCACACAUCAACGUGGGCAGAACCUACAACAACCUGAAGCUCUUCUCUGAUGCCGAACAGGCCUACCUCAAGGCCAAGUCUCUGCUGCCCAAGGCCAAGCCCGGGGAGAGCUACCAGGCGAGGAUAGCGCCCAACCACCUCAACGUGUUCCUCAACCUGGCCAACCUCAUCGCCAGGAAUGAGACGCGUCUGGAGGAGGCAGACGCCCUCUACCGCCAGGCCAUCAGUAUGAGGGCUGACUAUACCCAGGCUUACAUCAACCGCGGCGACAUACUCAUCAAGAUGAAUCGAACGAAGGAGGCGCAGGAGGUGUAUGAGCGGGCCCUCUUCUACGACAGCACGAACCCAGACAUCUAUUAUAACCUUGGCGUGGUGUUGCUAGAGCAGGGGCGGGCCCAGCAAGCAUUGGCGUACCUGGACAAGGCCUUGGAGAUGGACCCAGACCACCAGCAGGCACUACUGAACUCUGCCGUGCUCAUACAGGAGUCCGGGAACGCUGAGUUACGGCCAUUGGCGUACCAGCGGCUCCUCAGGCUGGUGCAGCGGGACCCCCUCAACGAACGCAUCUACUUCAACCUGGGCAUGAUAGCUAUGGAUGACCGCGACUACCGUAACGCCGAGAAGUGGUUCCGCAAGGCCAUCGAGUUGAAGGAAGACUUCCGGUCUGCACUGUUCAACUUGGCGCUGCUGCUGACAGACGAUCAGAGACCCCUGGAGGCGGCGCCCUUCCUCAACCAGCUGGUGAAACAUCAUCCAGACCACGUCAAGGGCCUCAUCCUGCUGGGUGACAUCUACAUCAACAACAUUAAGGACUUAGAUGCUGCUGAGAAGUGUUACGAGAGGAUCUUGACGGUGGAUCCGGGUAACGUUCAGGGGCUCCAUAACCUGUGUGUGGUGUAUGUGGAACGAGGGGAGCUGUUGGCUGCAGAGUCUUGUCUCAGCCGCGCCCACCUUAUGGCACCUCACGAAGACUACAUCCUCAGACACCUCAAGAUAGUCAGGACGCGAUUGGCCAAAUUCUCCCAAAUGCAGCAGCAGCAGCAGCAACAGCAGCAGCAGCAAGCAGGGGUUGGGGGGAGUGAACGGACAGCAGCCUCCACUUUAUCUGAUGGUAGUGAUGGCAGUGAGGGGGCCAGUGAAGCCAGUGCCACCAGGCCCAAAAAGACAGUCUUUAUAACAAAAAAUAGUGAUAGCAUUAGCAAAAAUAAUGAGAAAAAGUCUGCCCGAAUGAUGGAGGCGACGCUAAAAAAUGACGCAAGUGAUUCUAUAUCAUAAGGCUCAGCCAUUGCUGCAAGCAUGCCAAAGGUACUACAGUCAUUAGAAGGUAUAAGUGGUGUCUGGUCGUCCCUACUGGUGUGACCGGCAGGCGUCCACUACACACCUCCAGUCUAGGACCAGGAUGUCGGGGAGCUUUACAGGACGCACGGCGGACACGGGCCACCAGAGGGCAGCACCGUUUCCACACCUAGAUCCUCACCUCCCUCAGGAGCCCACUAACCCCAUCAUCUAUUUGAUGAAAAGAAAAGGAAGCUCUCGCUUAAGUGUUAUUCAUUCUUUUAACUGUUCAAAGGAAUAUAGUUUAAUUAAUUUUAUCAAGUUAGUAAUUAUACACUAGUUAUUGGUCAUGAAACUUGAGCCAAGGCAGCAAUAGUGUUGUUCUGGCGCCUGGGGAGGAUAAAGAGCUGAGUGUGGAACUUGACACAAACAAUGUGCCUCCAGUGUAUCAUGGUAAGAGAUGAAGUAAGUGAAAGUGAUCGCCAUGAGUGGUGUGAACCCUGUUAGAGCAGCAGCCAAUGGCGAUAGUAUGAACCCGAGCCAUGGCUAAAGCAUAAAAGAGCUUCUGACGAGAGUAAAUUCAUGUCUGGAAAGGCCGAGUGUUCCUCCCUGCCGUCCUAAGAUAAAGAGAAACUGGACUGUGUUGGACUUUGUGGCUUCAGAUGUGUAGCUGAAAUCUUUGCCUCGAUGAGGUGCUCCACAGCUAAGUCAUCCCUGUAACCUUGAUGACCAAUGUCCAGUGCACCAGAGCCUAGGUCGUCCAGCUCUCAGUAAGUCAGAACACCUGUAGUGCAUCACAUGUACAGUGAGUGUAUCAGAGUUCUGGCUCACUGGGUCCUGCAUCACCAAGGGCCUGGUGUAUAGUCUUCAAUGUAUGAAAGCUAUAUUUGUCAACAUGAAUUCCACUUAUAAUGCUUUUUAUAAUUGAAUAUAAGUUGCAGAAGGGAGAUAAAAAUAUUGUAAUAAAAAACAAAGAAACACACAUUGAUAAAUGAGUAGGGGAUAACUUCAGCUUUGAGAGUAAUAAUAAUAAUAAUAAUAUUAAUAAUAAUAAUAUUAAUAAUAACAACAAUACUUCCUUCUGUUAACUGUGAAUGUGAUAAGUAAUCAACAACUGCUAAAUAUUUUUUUCGUAUGGUUAAGGUAAUUUUCAGGGCUGUUGCUUUGUUUAGUAUGAUUAUUAUUAUACAUAUUAGAGCCGUCAGUGAAGGUCCAGGCUAAUGAUUAAUGCUCUUUGUUUAAGGCCUGUCCGUGAUGGCCCAACCAGUGGACACUAAACUAUAUGAUUUUCUCCCCAUCCCUCGACCAGUGGUUGAUUGAGUUCAGGUUAUUGGACAAAAAUAUGUUUUAUUUUUACCCCUUCCCCGUUUUAAUACACCUCCAGGAUGUAAACAUGCAUAUAAACAAAACUAAAUUAUUUUGAAAGAUUUUUUUUGUAUGAAUUAAACUUUAUUUUGACCAUAACUAAGUAUAUAUAAAUUAACAGUCGUGGGACUUUGAGUGUUUGCCGUAAUAUUUAACGCAGUAGACAAGUUUAGGCGAAGAAUAAAACAGGGUAUAGUGAAGUUGAAGAAUGCAUCGCUAAAUUCAAUCGACAUUAAUUACAAAAUCGGAAGACAGAUUAACGUAUUUUUUGUUGUACACUAAUAAUAUUAAAUUUUAAAGUGUCCGUUUCCAGUGGACAAUGCCACCAGGUCCCCCACCCCCUCCCCUCACUUAGCCUCCUGACCAAAUGGUAAAUAAUCCCGUGACCGAUUACUCCUGCACUUUCUUUAUUGUUUAAGUAGUCUUUAUGGAACCUUCUUCAUGACCUCGUUUCAUAUUUUACACUAAUAACCCUGUUUCUCCCUCCCUCCACCUUGCCACUGUUGAGGCCACCCGUCUUGCUGCUGUGCUCUAGUCUUGUCGUAAUCUGUAGUUUUGACGUACACACAAAAGGAAAUGAACCCACACACACACACACACACUCACACACACACACACACACACACUCACACUCACACACACACACACACACACAUAAUAUUUUGCUUUGUUUGGUAAGUUACGCAUUAUUGAGUACAUUGUGGGUGGAUGGUGAGAGGUCCCGUAGGAUGGCGUCUCCCACAGGUGUAAAUAUAUAAGCUACGCCAAGCUUGAGUUGGAGCGGACAGUAUAAAGAAAACGUUUAUAUCUCGUAUUCCUCUCCUUAUUAACUCUUUACUGUUGAUGUCUUCUUCUCUGGAUGUAUGUGAUUGUACGGAAUGAUAGCUUUUGAUUUAUACCUUCGAGUUUGUAAAUGUUGGUAUAGACAAGAAGUGAUGUCUUGGAAUGUGGUUUUCAUCAUGACUGAUCGUUGUCCCCCCACUCGCAUGUUGCUAUAAUUAUUAUAAAUAUUUACAAUGAAAGAUUUACCGCUAACGUCGGUGAUUCUUGAGGCACGGUGAGUUGGGUGCCGAGACAGUCGCGGUGUGAAUCACGGAAAGUGACCACAAACUUAUGCAUCACACUCGCAGAGAAACUUUUUCAAAUAGUAUUGAUAUUAGAAAACAUCUUAUAACAAAAUCGUGCUUGAUGUCAGAUCCAUUAGUUGAGGAGCAUUGAAAACUUUUAUAGCUGGAGACUGUAUAUUAUAGUGUCUAGCUAGCCAUAACUUCACUUACUGUGACAAAGAAUGUUUCACUGUAUAAUAUACAAUGUACAUUUCCCACACUCUCUUGCAAUGAUCUUGAAAGAGUAGCCAUUUUGACUUUUCUGCUUUAUUGCAUGGCUAAGGAAGGUAGUUAUAAAUUUGUGUGAGAGGCUGUGGGAACCGCUGCAACUUGAGUCACUAAAGGUAAAAAUUAUCCCUUGGUCAGAUCAACAGUGAUGGAGGUCCUCACUCCAGAUCUGUACUAACAGGUUAUAAAAAAGGUGUCAUGAUGAAAUACGAUGUUUUAAACCUUCAGUGGUGCCUUUUGGGAUAAUGUCUGAAAUGGUAUUGUAAAAAACAAAAACAUGUUUGUAUAUCAAGUUUUCAUAAAUUCCAUGAUAUUUUUCUAUGUACCAUACACUCCAUGUUCCCAGGUUUCCUCUUGGUGGUUCCAGUAAUCGUAGGCAAUGUGUCCUAGAUGCCAUAUGUGUAUCGCUUCCCCCUCCCUCCUCCAGUUUUCUCAUUCAUAUUUUCCUCUUCUUUUUUCCUUGCCUCCCUCAUCGGCUUUACUCCUUCUUGUAUCCUUUGGCAAGACUUAUGGUCAUUAAUUCCUAUAAAUAUUAGUUUGUGUGUUUAUAUAUAUAUAUAUAUAUAUAUAUAUAUAUAUAUAUAUAUAUAUAUAUAUAUAUAUAUAUAUAUAUAUAUAUAUAUAUAUAUAUAUAUAUAUAUAUAUAUGUGUGUGUGUGUGUAUGUGUGUGACUUAUUCAUUAACUCAGGACUUGGCUCUUAUUUCUAAUAUUAUUUCUGUAUCAUUCAUUUGUGUAUAUCCUCAUUUCCUGUUUCGACAAAAAAAAAAUUCUUGCUCCCGUUACACCUUCCCUUCCCUUCCCUUUCCUCUGCCAGUUUCCUACCAAUAAUAUUCUUCCUACGCUGGUGUCGGCCGCGGCUGGGGAGUGUCUAGGGGGACGUGGUUAUUUUUUUUUAAGGGGGAGGGGGGCUCCUCCUGUUGGCCAUGAUGUAAGUGGCUACAUGGCAUCUCCUCUGAAAAUAUUUAAUUAGAGGAUUAUGUAUGUCGUUAGGCUGUUGUCACGGGAAGCUCGGACGUAAGAGGGUCUGGGUAACUUUAGAACGUAGUCUUUUUCUCUGUUACUUACAUAGUGACUUGAACUUGAAGGUAGAGGUCUGCAUGCGACUCUUGUUCCUUUGCACUGCAGUCAUGGUGUGUGGCCACCAUGACCCUCAAACGAGUCCUCCCUGCUCGAGUGACUAAACAAACAGAUGCAAACCUCUAAUAUUUCCAUCUUCCAUGGUCUAUAUACUACUGGUAGACACCAUGGUUAUUAACUUUAAGUACUACAGUAAUUUUGACACACCAUGUUGAGCUGUACUGUCAUGGUCUAUUCUCCUCCUGUGUCUGCCUUAUUUGUCCUCCUGUAACCAUAUCAAGAUGGUGAAGACUGUAAAGAGACUGAUAAAGUUUUAAGUUAUUGUAAGUUCUAUUGUGAUUCCUGUUUAUAAAACAGGUGGUGAUUUUUUUGUAACAGAUUUUCAUUGAAAUAUCCACAUAUAUAUAUAAUAUAUAUAUAUAUAUAUAUAUAUAUAUAUAUAUAUAUAUAUAUAUAUAUAUAUAUAUAUAUAUAUAUAUAUAUAUAUAUAUAUAUAUAUAUAUUUAAGAUUAUGUUGUAUAUCCAAUUUGAGUAAAGUCGUAGUCAUUGCCGUGCAUGAACUAUGUAGAUGACAGUUUUUCAUUGUUGUUUAACUUUACGUUUAUUGGAACGAUAAUGAAAGAUUUGAAAUAAAUACCUUUAUUGAUCUCUGAAAUUUUUAUAUUGUAACGGCGAGCCAGAGAUUACCAGUGUGCGAGCCGAGUGAUGUUGAGGAGAAGGAGGUCGGGCCACCCCGGCCUACAGGCUCCAGGUCCCCCUCCCUCUGAGCCCACUUUGGGUCGCCUGGUAUAGGUUGAGAUCUGAUCUCAGUGAGGUUAGUCCUUGGCUUCUAGACUGACGUCCUCUAGUGAGCCCGGGGGCGUGGCCACAGCGCUUGCUGCUUCGCCCACUGCCACCACUUAAGGUCAACAGCACAGGACAAAUGUUCUUAGUUUUCAUUUUGAGCAAAAUUACCAACCCAUCACAUUGUUGCUGGUAGUACUGUGAACAUGUAUAAAAUGUUUCAAUACUAUUGUGUGGGUCUAUCCCCGUAUCUUGUGAUCACUUGUGGUUGGCUUGUGGGCGGAGCAUCAAUAGGAGGCGUGUCCCUCGAGACGUGGGUGCUGUUGGUGGUGUCCCAGGUGUGGUGAGGCAACGGCACCGGAGUCCUCAGUGUCCUCACGACUCUCCCGUCUGUCCUGCCUGUGAUACUGUACUCCAAUACACGAUCAUCUACUCCA
This is a messenger RNA of Homarus americanus (American lobster), 7334 nucleotides long. Its product is annotated as protein O-mannosyl-transferase Tmtc3-like. NCBI's taxonomy places the organism in Eukaryota, Metazoa, Arthropoda, Malacostraca, Decapoda, Nephropidae. The record is from RefSeq and is a predicted model, not a curated record. Gene Ontology annotation, cellular component: endoplasmic reticulum. Gene Ontology annotation, biological process: protein O-linked glycosylation via mannose. Gene Ontology annotation, molecular function: protein binding; mannosyltransferase activity.